Molecule: messenger RNA, 573 nt
Organism: Helobdella robusta
Lineage: Eukaryota; Metazoa; Annelida; Clitellata; Rhynchobdellida; Glossiphoniidae
Exons: 2
Coding region: 1-573 (190 amino acids)
Source: RefSeq, a predicted model, not a curated record
AUGCUGUUGGAAGACAAAUUUUACAGCGUUAUAUUUGUUUUAGUUGGGUUUAGUUUUAGCGAAGUUGGAUCAAUAGCUUGCUACAGAUGCCACCGGUGCGACGAGCCUACGAACCUCAUGAUGUGUCCUCUCAGAUAUCAGAGGUCGGAGCGCAAACUGGUGAAAGAUCGAUUCUGUAUAUCCGACUCGAUACCAAACACGUGUCUAUUCGUCGACAACCCGCUUGAAUAUCCCAUCACUAUUACCUGUGUCUGCCCAACGGAUGCUUGCAACACGGAUCUCCUAUACUCCUAUUACGUAGCUACGAAAGAAGCUAUCGUCCAGAUAGGAGAACCGAAGAGUUAUAAAAAUCAGUCGGUGCUCAUAGACGAAAUUAAAAAUAUAAAGAAGGUGAAGUCGAAAUCUACAAAAAAAUUGCAUCACAGUCGAGUAAAUUUUACGGUUCGUGUUAAAAAAAUUCGUUUAAAUGGUACCUCUGCCACCACAAAAGUUUCGGAAACGACUUUGAGAAGUAUGAAACGCCGAAGAAAAACUACAAAAAGUGGUCUAGGUGUAGAGAAAAAUGUCGGUUAA